ACAACUGUGCCUGACACAUCCACAAAACUAGCUAUAGAUACCACAACAACUGUGCCAGACACAUCCACAAUAUCGGCUACAUAUACCACAACAGCUGUGCCUGACACAUCUACAAAAUCAGCUACAGACACCACAUCAACUGUGCCUGAAACAUCCAAAAAAUCAGCUACAGACACUACAUCAACUGUGCUUGACACAUCCACAAAAGCGGCCACAGGUACCACAACAACUGUCUCUAAAACAUCCACAAUAUCAGCUACACAUACCACAACAACUGUGCCUGACACAUCCUCAAUAUCAGCUACGGAUACCACAACAACUGUGGCUGACACAUCCACAAAAUCAGCUAUAGAUACCACAACAACUGUGCCUGACACAUCCAGAAAAUCAGCUACAGACACCACAACAACUGUGCCUGACACAUCCACAAAACUAGCUACAGGGACCACAACAGCUGUGCCUGACACAUCCACAAAAUCAGCUACAGAUACCACAACAACUGAGCCUGACACAUCCACAAAACUGUCUACAGUCACCACAACAUCUGUGCCCGAAAAAUCCACAAAAUCAGCUACAGAUACCACAACAACUGUGCCUGACACAUCCACAAAAUCAGCCACAGACACCACAACAACUGUUCCUGAUACAUCCACAAAGUUAGCUACAGAUACCACAACAACUGUGCCUGACACAUCCUCAAUAUCAACUUCACAUACCACAACAACUUUGCCUGAUACAUCCACAAAACUGGCUACAGACACCACAACAAUUGUGGCUGAUAUAUCCACAAAAUCAGCUACAGUAACGACAACAACUGUGCCUGACACAUCCACAAUAUCAGCUACAGACACCACAACAACUGUGCCUGACACAUCCACAAAAAUAGCUACAGAUACCACAACAACUGUGCCUGACACACCCUCAAUAUUAGCUACAGUCACCACAACAACUGUGCCUGACACAUCCACAAAAGUGGCCACAGGUACCACAACAACUGUCUCUAAAACAUCCACAACAUCAGCUACACAUACCGCAACAACUGUGCCUGAUACAUUCUCAAUAUCAGCUACAGAUACCACAACAACUGUGCCUGACACAUCCACAAAAUCAGCUAUAGAUACCACAACAACUGUGAUAGACACAUCCACAAAACUAGCUACAGGGACCACAACAGCUGUGGCUGACACAUCCACAAUAUCAGCUACAGAUACCACAACAACUGUGCCUGACACAUCCACAAUAUCAGCUACGGAUACCACAACAGCUGUGGCUAAGACAUCCACAAAACCAGCUACAGAUACCACAACAACUGUUCCUGAUACAUCCACAAAAUCAGCUACAAACACCACAACAACUGUGCCUGACACAUCCACAAAACUAGCUAUAGAUACCACAACAACUGUGCCAGACACAUCCACAAUAUCGGCUACAUAUACCACAAAAGCUGUGCCUGACACAUCUACAAAAUCAGCUACAGACACCACAAUAGCUCCUCCUGACACAUCUGCAAUGUCAGCUACAGAUACCACAACAACUGUGGCUGACACAUCCACAAUGUCAGUUACAGACACCACAACAACUGUGCCUGACACAUCCACAAAAAUAGCUACAGAUACCACAACAACUGUCCCUGACACAUCCACAAAAUCAGGUACAGGUACCACAACAUCUGUGGCUGACACAUCCACAAUAUCAGCUACACAUACCACAACAACUGUGCCUGACACAUCCACAAAACUGUCUAGAGACACCACAACAUCUGUGCCCGACAAAUCCACAAAAUCAGCUACAGAUACCACAACAACUGUACCUGACACAUCCACAAAAUCAGCCACAGACACCACAACAACUUUUCCUGACACAUCCACAAAAUCAGCUACAGACACCACAACAGGUCCUCCUGACACAUCUGCAAUGUCAGCUACAGAUACCACAACAAUUGUGCCUGACACAUCCUCAAUAUCAGCUACAGUAACCACAACAACUGUGCCUGACACAUCCACAAAAGUGGCCACAGAUACCACAACAACUGUGCCUGACACAUCCACAAUAUCAGCUACGGAUACCAUAACAACUGUGGCUAAGACAUCCACAAAAGCAGCUAUAGAUACCACAACAACUGUUCCUGACUCAUCCACAAAUCUAGCUAUAGAUACCACAACAACUGUGCCAGACACAUCCACAAUAUCGGCUACAUAUACCACAACAGCUGUGCCUGACACAUCUACAAAAUCAGCUACAGACACCACAACAGCUCCUCCUGACACAUCUGCAAUGUCAGCUACAAAUACCACAACAACUGUGCCUGACACAUCCACAAAAUCAGCUACAGAUACCACAACAACUGUGCCUGACACAUCCACCAAAUCAGCUUCAGAUACCACAACAACUGUCCCUGACACAUCCACAAAAUCAGCUACGGAAACCACAACAACUGUGCCUGACACAUCUACAAUGUCAGCUACAGACACCACACCAACUGUGCCUGACACAUCCACAAAAUCAGCUACAGAUACCACAACAACUGUGCCUGACACAUCCUCAAUAUCAGGUACAGUCACCACAACAACUGUGCCUGACACAUCCACAAAAGUAGCCACAGACACCACAACAUCUGUGCCCGACAAAUCCACAAAAUCAGCUACAGAUACCACACCAACUGUGCCUGACACAUCCACCAAGUUAGCUAUAGGUUCUGCAACAACUGUGCCUGACACAUCCGCAAAAUUAGCUACAGAUACCACAACAGCUGUGCCUGACAUAUCCACAAAAUCAUUCACAGAUACCACAACAACUGUGCCUGACACAUCCACAAAAAUAGCUACAGAUACCACAACAACUGUGCUUGACACAUCCUCAAUAUCAGCUACAGUCACCACAACAACUGUGCCUGACACAUCUGCAAAAAUGGCCACAGCAAUAGAUACCUCAACCACUGUGCCUGACACAUCCGCAAAAGCAGCUACAGAUACCACAACAACUGUUCCUGACAUAUCCACAAAAUCAGCUACAGAUACCACAACAACUGUGCCUGACACAUCCACAAUAUCGGUUACAUAUACCACAACAACUGUGCCUGACACAUCCACAAAACUAGCUAUAGAUACCACAACAACUGUGCCUGAGACAACCACAAAAUCAGGUACAGACACCACAACAGCUCCUCCUGACACAUCUGCAAUGUCAGCUACACAUACCACAACAACUGUGCCUGACACAUCCACAAAAUCAGCUACAGAUACCACAACAACUGUGCCUGACACAUCCACCAAAUCAGCUACAGAUACCACAACAACUGUCCCUGACACAUCCACAAAAUCAGGUACAGGUACCACAACAUCUGUGGCUGACACAUCCACAAUAUCAGCUACAGAUACCACAACAACUGUGGCUGAGACAUCCACAAAACCAGUUACAGAUACCACAACAACUAUUCCUGACACAACCACAAAGUUAGCUACAGAUACCACAACAACUCCGCCUAACACAUCUACAAAAUCAACCAUACUUACCACAACACCUAUGCCUGACACAUCCACCAAGUUAGCAACAGGUUCCGCAACAACUGUGCCUGACACAUCUACAAGAUCAUCUACAGAUUCCACAACACCUGUGACUGAGACAUCCACAAAGUUAGCUACAGAUACCACAACACCUGUGGCUGAGAUAUCCUCAAAAUCAGCUACAGAUGCCACACCAACUGUGCCUGACACAUCCACCAAGUUAGCUACAGGUUCCGCAACAACUGUGCCUGACACAUCCCCAAAAUCAGCUACAGAUACCACAACAGCUGUGCCUGACACAUCCACAAAAUCAUUCUCAGAUAUCACAACAAAUGUGCCCGACACAUCCACAAAAAUAGCUACAGAUACCACAUCUACUGUGCCUGACACAUCCUCAAUAUCAGCUACGGAUACCACAACAACUGUGCCUGACACAUCUACAAUGUCAGCUACAGAAACCACAACAACUGUGCCUGACACAUCCACAAAAAUAGCUACAGACACGACAAUAACUGUGCAUGACACAUCCACACCAUCGGCUACAGAUUCCACAACAACUGUGCCUGACACAUCUACAAAAUCAGCUACAGAUACCACAACAACUGUGCCUGACUCAUCCUCAAAACCAGCUACAGACACGGCAACAACUAUGCCUGACACAUCAACAAUAUCAGCUACAGAUACCACAACAACUGUGCCUGACACAUCCACAAAAUCAGCUACAGACACCACAUCAACUGUGGCUGACACAUCCACAAAAUCAGCUACAGAUACCACAACAACUGUACACAUCCACAAUAUCAGCUACAAAUACCACAACGACUCUACACAUACCACAACAACUGUUCCUGACACAUCCACAAAAUCAGCUACAGACACCACAACAGCUUCUCCUGACACAUCUGCAAUGUCAGCUACAGAUACCACAACAACUGUGCCUGACACAUCCACAAAAUCAGGUACAGGUACCACAACAUCUGUGCCCGACACAUCCACAAUAUCAGCUAUAGAUACCACAACAACUGUGCCUGACACAUCCACAAAACUGUCUACAGACACCACAACAUCUGUGCCCGACAAAUCCACAAAAUCAGCUACAGAUACCACAACAACUGUGCCUGACACAUCCACAAAAUUAGCUAUAGAUACCACAACAACUGUGCCUGACACAUCCAGAAAAUCAGCUACAGAUACCACAACAACUGUGCCUGACACACCCACAAAACUAGCUACAGAUACCACAACAACUGUUCCUGACACAUCCUCAAUAUCAGCUACAGAUACCACAACAACUGUGCCUGACACAUCCACAAUGUCAACAUCCACAAAAUCAGGUACAGACACCACAACAGCUCCUCCUGACACAUCUGCAAUGUCAGCUACAGAUACCACAACAACUGUGCCUGACACAUCCACAAAAUUAGCUACAGAUACCACAGCAACUGUGCCUGACACAUCCACCAAAUCAGCUACAGAUACCACAACUGUCCCUGACACAUCCACAAAAUCAGGUACAGGUACCACAACAUCUGUGGCUGACACAUCCACAAUAUUAGCUACAGAUACCACAUCAUCUGUGCCUGACACAUCCACAAAUUUGUCUACAGACACCACAACAUCUGUGGCUGACAAAUCCUCAAAAUCAGCUACAGAUACCACAACAACUGUGCCUGACACAUCCACAAAAUCAGCCACAGACACCACAAAAACUGUUCCUGAUACAUCCACAAAGUUAGCUACAGAUACCACAACAACUCCGCCUGACACAUCCACAAAAUCAACUAUACUUACCACAACACCUAUGCCGGACACAUCCACCAAGGUAGCAAUAGGUUCCGCAACAACUGUGCCUGACACAUCUACAAAAUCAUCUACAGAUUCCACAACACCUGUGACUGAGACAACCACAAAAUUAGCUACAGAUACCACAACACCUGUGGCUGAGAUAUCCUCAAAAUCAGCUACAGAUACCACACCAACUGUGCCUGACACAUCCACCAAGUUAGCUACAGGUUCCGCAACAACUGUGCCUGACACAUCCCCAAAAUCAGCUACAGAUACCACAACAGCUGUGCCUGACAUAUCCACAAAAUCAUUCACAGAUACCACAACAACUGUGCCUGACACAUCCACAAAAAUAGCUACAGAUACCACAACUACUGUGCCUGACACAUCCUCAAUAUCAGCUACAGAAACCACAACAACUGUGCCUGACACAUCUACAAUGUCAGCUACAGACACCACACCAACUGUACCUGACACAUCCACAAAAUCAGCUACAGAUACCACAACAACUGUGCCUGACACAUCCUCAAUAUCAGCUACAGUCACCACAACAACUGUGCCUGACACAUCCACAAAAGUGGCCACAGGUUCCACAACAACUGUCUCUAAAACAUCCACACUAUCAGCUACACAUACCACAACAACUGCGCCUGAUACAUCCACAAAACUGGCUACAGACACCACAACAACUGUGGCUGAUAUAUCCACAAAAUCAGCUACAGUCACCACAACAACUGUGCCUGACACAUCCACAAUAUCAGCUACAGUUACCACAACAACUGUUCUGGACACAUCCACAAUAUCAGCUACGGAUACCAUAACAACUGUGGCUGAGACAUCCACAAAAGCAGCUAUAGAUACCACAACAACUGUUCCUGACACAUCGACAAAAUCAGUUACAGACACCACAACAACUGUGCCUGACACAUCCACAAAACUAGCUAUAGAUACCACAACAACUGUGCCAGACACAUCCACAAUAUCGGCUACAUAUACCACAACAGCUGUGCCUGACACAUCUACAAAAUCAGCUAUAGACACCACAGCAGCUUUUCCUGACACAUCUGGAAUGUCAGCUACGGAUACCACAACAACUGUGCCUGACACAUCCACAAAAUCAGCUACAGAUACCACAACAACUGUGCCUGACACAUCCACCAAAUCAGCUACAGAUACCACAACAACUGUCCCUGACACAUCCACAAAAUCAGGUACAGGUACCACAACAUCUGUGCCUGACACAUCCACAAUAUCAGCUACAGAUACCACAUCAACUCUGCCUGACACAUCCACAAAUUUGUCUACAGACACCACAACAUCUGUGCCCGACAAAUCCACAAAUUCAGCUACAGAUACCACAACAACUGUGCCUGACACAUCCACAAAAUCAGCCACAGACACCACAACAACUGUUCCUGAUACAUCCACAAAGUUAGCUACAGAUACCACAACAACUCCGCCUAACACAUCCACAAAAUCAACUAUACUUACCACAACACCUAUGCCUGACACAUCCACCAAGUUAGCAACAGGUUCCGCAACAACUGUGCCUGACACAUCUACAAAAUCAUCUACAGAUUCCACAACACCUGUGACUGAGACAUCCACAAAGUUAGCUACAGAUACCACAACACCUGUGGCUGAGAUAUCCUCAAAAUCAGCUACAGAUGCCACACCAACUGUGCCUGACACAUCCACCAAGUUAGCUACAGGUUCCGCAACAACUGUGCCUAACACAUCCCCAAAAUCAGCUACAGAUACCACAACAGCUGUGCCUGACACAUCCACAAAAUCAUUCACAGAUAUCACAACAACUGUGCCCGACACAUCCACAAAAAUAGCUACAGAUACCACAUCUACUGUGCCUGACACAUCCACAAUAUCAGCUACGGAUACCACAACAACUGUCCCUGACACAUCUACAAUGUCAGCUACAGACACCACAACAACUGUGCCUGACACAUCCACAAAAAUAGCUACAGACACGACAAUAACUGUGCCUGACACAUCCACACCAUCGGCUACAGAUUCCACAACAACUGUGCCUGACACAUCUACAAAAUCAGCUACAGAUACCACAACAACUGUGCCUGACUCAUCCUCAAAACCAGCUGCAGACACGACAACAACUAUGCCUGACACAUCAACAAUAUCAGCUACACAUACCACAACAACUGUGCCUGACACAUCCACAAAAUCAGCUACAGACACCACAUCAACUGUGGCUGACACAUCAAGAAAAUCAGCUACAGAUACCACAACAACUGUGCCUGACACAUCCACAAUAUCAGCUACAGAUACCACAACAACUGUGGCUGAGACAUCCACAAAACCAGCUACAGAUACCACAACAACUAUUCCUGACACAACCACAAAAUCAUCUACAGACACCACAACAACUGUGCCUGACACAUCCACAAAACUGUCUACAGACACCACAACAUCUGUGCCCGACAAAUCCACAAAAUCAGCUACAGAUACCACAACAACUCCGCCUGACACAUCCACAAAAUCAACUAUACUUACCACAACACCUAUGCCUGACACAUCCACCAAGUUAGCAACAGGUUCCGCAACAACUGUACCUGACACAUCUACAAAACCAUCUACAGAUUCCACAACACCUGUGAUUGAGACAUCCACAAAAAUAGCUACAUAUACCACAACACCUGUGGCUGAGAUAUCCACAAAAUCAGCUACAGAUACCACACCAAGUGUGCCUGACACAUCCACCAAGUUAGCUACAGGUUCCGCAACAACUGUGCCUGACACAUCCCCAAAAUCAGCUACAGAUACCACAACAGCUGUGCCUGACAUAUCCACAAAAUCAUUCACAGAUACCACAACAACUGUGCCUGACACAUCCACAAAAAUAGCUACAGAUACCACAACUACUGUGCCUGACACAUCCUCAAUAUCAGCUACGGAAACCACAACAACUGUGCCUGACACAUCUACAAUGUCAGCUACAGACACCACACCAACGGUGACUGACACAUCCACAAAAUCAGCUACAAAUACCACAACAACUGUGCCUGACACAUCCUCAAUAUCAGCUACAGUCACCACAACAACUGUGCCUGACACAUCCACAAAAGUGGCCACAGGUUCCACAACAAUUUUCUCUAAAACAUCCACAAUAUCAGCUACACAUACCACAACAACUGUGCCUGAUACGUCCACAAAACUGGCUACAAACACCACAACAACUGUGGCUGAUAUAUCCACAAAAUCAGCUACAGUCACCACAACAACUGUGCCUGACACAUCCACAAUAUCAGCUACAGUUACCACAACAACUGUUCUGGACACAUCCACAAAAUCAGCUACGGAUACCAUAACAACUGAGGCUGAGACAUCCACAAAAGCAGCUUUAGAUACCACAACAACUGUUCCUGACACAUCCACAAAAUCAGUUACAGACACCACAACAGCUGUGCCUGACACAUCUACAAAAUCAGCUAUAGACACCACAGCAGCUCCUCCUGACACAUCUGGAAUGUCAGCUACGGAUACCACAACAACUGUGCCUGACACAUCCACAAAAUCAGCUACAGAUACCACAACUGUGCCUGACACAUCCACCAAAUCAGCUACAGAUACCACAACAACUGUGCCUGACACAUCCACAAAAAUAGCUACAGACACGACAAUAACUGUGCCUGAAACAUCCACACCAUCGGCUACAGAUUCCACAACAACUGUGCCUGACACAUCUACAAAAUCAGCCACAGAUACCACAACAACUGUGCCUGACUCAUCCUCAAAACCAGCUACAGACACGACAACAACUAUGCCUGACACAUCAACAAUAUCAGCUACAGAUACCAAAACAACUGUGCCUGACACAUCCAUAAAAUCAGCUACAGACACUACAUCAACAGUGGCUGACACAUCCACAAAAUCAGCUACAGAUACCACAACAACUGUGCCUGACACAUCCACAAUAUCAGCUACAGAUACCACAACAACUGUGGCUGAGACAUCCACAAAACCAGUUACAGAUACCACAACAACUAUUCCUGACACAACCACAAAAUCAUCUACAGACACCACAACAACUGUGCCUGACACAUCCACAAAACUGUCUACAGACACCACAACAUCUGUGCCCGACAAAUCCACAAAAUCAGCUAUAGAUACCACAACAACUCCGCCUGACACAUCCACAAAAUCAACUAUACUUACCACAACACCUAUGCCUGACACAUCCACCAAGUUAGCAACAGGUUCCGCAACAACUGUGUUUGACACAUCUACAAAACCAUCUACAGGUUCCACAACACCUGUAACUGAGACAUCCACAAAAUUAGCUACAGAUACCACAACACCUGUGGCUGAGAUAUCCACAAAAUCAGCUACAGAUACCACACCAAGUGUGCCUGACACAUCCACCAAGUUAGCUACAGGUUCCGCAACAACUGUGCCUGACACAUCCCCAAAAUCAGCUACAGAUACCACAACAGCUGUGAAUGACAUACCCACAAAAUCAUUCACAGAUACCACAACAACUGUGCCUGACACAUCCACAAAAAUAGCUACAGAUACCACAACUACUGUGCCUGACACAUCCUCAAUAUCAGCUACGGAAACCACAACAACUGUGCCUGACACAUCCACAAUGUCAGCUACAGACACCACACCAACUCUACAGUUACCACAACAACUGUUCUGGACACAUCCACAAUAUCAGCUACGGAUACCAUAA
Molecule: messenger RNA, 9996 nt
Organism: Liolophura sinensis
Lineage: Eukaryota; Metazoa; Mollusca; Polyplacophora; Chitonida; Chitonidae
Product: mucin-2-like
Exons: 10
Source: RefSeq, a predicted model, not a curated record